This is a messenger RNA of Fragaria vesca subsp. vesca, 452 nucleotides long. RefSeq lists its product as uncharacterized. The coding region runs from base 90 to 452 and encodes 120 amino acids. The record is from RefSeq and is a predicted model, not a curated record. NCBI's taxonomy places the organism in Eukaryota, Viridiplantae, Streptophyta, Magnoliopsida, Rosales, Rosaceae. The transcript is spliced from 4 exons.
ACUAGGUUUAACAUAACAUUCAGCCAUUCCUAUCCAUCUCUCUCAAUUUCAUUCCUUCUAAUCUCUCUAGCUUUGAGAUACUUGCUAAAAUGCCUUGCGGAAACCCAAACUGUUCCUGCGGUUCCAGCUGCUCCUGCGGCGACGACUGCAAGUGCGGAAGGACUGGCUUGAGUUUCUCGGAGAACACCGUUGCUGGGGUUGCGCCGCUAAAGAUGUACUAUGAGGAUUCCGAAAUGAAUUUUGGAGAGGGCAUACGCAUGUCUCAACUUAAUAAGAGAAAGAACAUGGACACCGAGAUGCUGAGCAGCCUGAGCUCCUCGAGUCCAGAUAUUGAAAGAAUAAUGUUGCAUGGGGGCAAUAGCUGUACUUUUCAUCCAUCAAUUCUCAAGAUGAACAGAAAUCUGUCUCCAAUCAGCCAAUUAAGUAACUUUGCUAGCUGCACGUUGUUAUAA